AUGGGGCCGCUGGUGGCGCUGGGCACGGCGCUGCGGGGCUGGUGGCGGCGGCCCCGGCACGGCGCGGCGCUGCAGGAGGAGCGCRCGGCGCCGGAGCUGGCGCGCAGCGCCCUCGGCUUCACCCUGGGCAUGGCCCUGGGCAGCGUCUAUGGCGCCCUGGUGCUGCUGGCGCAGAGCCACAACAUCUGGUACUGCCUGGUGACCACGGUGAGCCUGGGCACGGCGCUGGCGCUCGGCAUGGCCUUCUCCGUCAAGGUGCGCAUCACCGUGCUGCUCACGCUGCCGCACAUCUUCACCAAGGAGGGCAAGAUGCUGCUGCUGCUGCUGGCGCUGGGCAUGGCGACGGCGGGGCCGUGCGCCAACGUGCUGCACAACGUGUCGCGCGCUGCCGAGGCCGUGGCGUGCGGCGCCGAGCUGGCGCUCAACCAGACGGCCGAGCGGCUGCAGCGCGCGCGCCAGCCGCUGCUCAACGUGCUGGCGAAGAUCAAGGACAUCGCACGCAAGGCCAAGGCGGUGGGCGACCGCGUGCGCAGGUUCUUCCGCUCCAUCAUGGACUCCGUGACCCACGUGGCACGCGCCCUGCGCAACGUGUGGCACUGGCUGGCCAGGCUGGGCCAGCUCUGCAACCAGCAGCUGGGCACCCCGCGGCGCCGCUGCCUGCGCCUCUUCUCCGAGGCGCAGGACAAGUGCGAGCGCGCCGUGCCCUUCCUCUACUUCCUCUGCUACAUCAUCGCCGCCUUCAAGCCGCUCUGCGGCCUGGCCAACGUCGUGCUGCUCUUCUGCAUCAUCCCCCAGUACGUGCAGACCUUCCUCAAGAGGCAAAUCGCUCAGGAGCGGCAGCGCUACGGGCUGGAGCUGGCGGCCGUGCUGCGGCACGUGCUGCUGGGGCUCGGCCUCAUCCUCGCCGACUACAGCGUCUUCUGGUUCCUCGACCUGCUGCGGCACGAGCUCCGCGGGGAGACGGUGGCGCGCGCGCCCUCGGUGCUGGGCAUCUCCGUCAACGGCAGCGGCUACACGAGCGAGAUCUUCCGCGACCUGGUGGGCGCCUUCGAGGCGCUGCAGCAGGGCAACGUGUCGGUGCUGUCGCAGCGCUGCCGCCUGCGGCCCGUGGAGCCCGACUACCGCACCUACAUGGCCAUGGGCAUCCUCUACGGCGUCUGCCUCUCCAUCGCCCUCGUGGGCAGCUACGUGGGGCGGCUGCGGCGCGUGAUCUGCGCCGCCUACUACCCGGAGCGCGAGCAGGAGCGCAUCUGCUUCCUCUACAACAGCAUCCUGGCGCGGCGCACGGGGCUGGCAGGAGCGCUGCACCGCGCCGCGCGGCGCCACGCGGCUGACGGCGCCCACGACCCCCAACACCAGGAGAGGAGGGUGCCCUGGGGGGGGCUGCACUGCUAG
Molecule: messenger RNA, 1395 nt
Organism: Nothoprocta perdicaria
Lineage: Eukaryota; Metazoa; Chordata; Aves; Tinamiformes; Tinamidae
Gene: DCST2
Product: DC-STAMP domain containing 2
Exons: 10
Coding region: 1-1395 (464 amino acids)
Cellular component (GO): membrane
Source: RefSeq, a predicted model, not a curated record